Molecule: messenger RNA, 846 nt
Organism: Exophiala bonariae
Lineage: Eukaryota; Fungi; Ascomycota; Eurotiomycetes; Chaetothyriales; Herpotrichiellaceae
Exons: 2
Coding region: 1-846 (281 amino acids)
Source: RefSeq, a predicted model, not a curated record
AUGGCGGUUCCUAACGGCCGCGUGUUGAGGUCGACAAAGAAUGCUUCAACACCAACAGCCGCAAAGACCGAUGCAGAAACUGCACAUGUCAAAACUCGCUAUACGAAUUUGGUGGUCGAGUUGAUGGCAACAUGUCUCGAUUUGCUUACGAAAGUCAGCGCUGAAUCCAGUCCGUUUGCGACCAACACCCCGUCGGAUUCUCACAUUAGUGCAUUCAAGUCGGCAUUCAAAAACGUGGGGUUCAGCGAAGGCUACGCAGAGGAAAUCAUUGGCGGCGCCACGGUGCGAGUUAAGGCACACGAUGAGACACGGAAACGCAGAAGACGACUGAUCAUGUUCGAGAAGCAGGUGCGUCAGGUUGCCGACACGGUGAAGCGCAUGGCGAGCGAUGUUCCACAGCAAAUGCCUGCACAAACAUCUCCGGAUGGUCGAACAAGGCUGGGGGAUGGUGAUACUACAGGGAAUGCACCUGCAGAGGUUCAGCAGCUUCAACAUGACGAUGAAUUACUCUUCGCUGAGCUUCUGCGCCUGGUCAAUGAGAGCAGAAUCUGGAUCACCAGUGUGCCAAAAGCGAUGCAUAUCGACGAUGAAGGUUGCGGCGAGCCACUAUAUACAUCAGAGCAUUUAGACGAGCGGCCACCGCCCGGGCCCAAGGACACCACCAGCGGGCCCACCCACUCGACUAGCUGGUACGAUGGUCCGCCAUCAGCGCAGAUCAUCAUCGAGCCCAAAGCUAAACCGGCAACGCGCAGAGCAUUGGCGAGAAACGAUAAGGAUUCCCAGUCACAGCCUCCGACUCCUGAAGGAUUUGGUUGGGACGAUCUGCUUCCGGAAAUAGUGGAUUGA